This is a messenger RNA of Brugia malayi, 729 nucleotides long. RefSeq lists its product as uncharacterized. The record is from RefSeq and is a predicted model, not a curated record. Lineage: Eukaryota; Metazoa; Nematoda; Chromadorea; Rhabditida; Onchocercidae. Gene Ontology annotation, molecular function: protein binding. The transcript is spliced from 7 exons. Bases 1 to 729 code for a protein of 242 amino acids.
AUGUAUGAAAAACACACAAAAACAUUGGAAGCGGCGCGAACAGAGCUUGUCGAAUCGCUGCGUAAGAAUAAAGCAGAAGAUGCGAAGCGGUUGCUACAAAAAUACGACACAUUAAGAUCUGGAAAGGAUGAUUCUGGUCGAAUAGCAGUUCAUUGGGCAGCGAGUGGCGGUUGUUUAGAGAUCGUGCAGUUCUGUAUAUCACAACAAAAGGAUGACGCCAUAGCGUUGGAUGACAUGGGUUGGACACCACUGAUGAUUGCCUGUUCAGCUGGACGACUAGAAGUGGUUCGAUAUCUGGUUACUCUUCCCUUGGUGGAUGUUAAUACUCCAAAUAAUAAUAAACAAACUGCUUUACAUUAUGCUGCAAGUAAAAAUAGACCACAGAUUACGACAAUUUUAUUGAAAAAUGGUGCAAACGUAAAUGCACAGGACAAUUAUCAAGCAACACCACUACAUCGAGCCGCUUCUCAAGGUCACGAAAAGAUUGUACCUAUUUUGUUGAACGAACCAAGCUUAAGGAUUAAUCUCACCGAUUCUGCUGGUUGUACAGCACUGCAUUUGGCAGUGGAAGAACAACGAGAAGAUAUCGCUAUAUUGUUAGUGGAACACGGUGCUGAUUUAUAUUUCGAAAAUAAGGAAAAGCAAACACCUUUAGCUUUGGUGAAAACUAGUGAACUACGAAUGAAGUUAAAAGUUGCCGCCGACCGAUACUCAUCCAAAACUCGUUAA